Molecule: messenger RNA, 1556 nt
Organism: Periophthalmus magnuspinnatus
Lineage: Eukaryota; Metazoa; Chordata; Actinopteri; Gobiiformes; Gobiidae
Product: transmembrane protease serine 2-like
Exons: 13
Coding region: 101-1477 (458 amino acids)
Biological process (GO): proteolysis
Cellular component (GO): membrane
Molecular function (GO): protein binding; serine-type endopeptidase activity
Source: RefSeq, a predicted model, not a curated record
UCAAGUUGCAAAGAAAGUAUUACCAAUAGUCAGUUGAAGUUGGAAAAGAAUUACUGCAAUCUGAAAUAUUUGGGGAUUAUUUAUACAUCUUUGGAGGAAAAUGGCAUCUAAUCUGUAUGAGGAUUCGGGUUCCAGCCUGGUGCUUGUUGAGAAACGACCCCCCAGUCGUAUGGACAUCAAACCCCAGUACAUCCACCAUAUCGCCCAGCUUCCGCCCCCGCCUGAAAUAACAAACUCCGUCCCCAGAAAAAGUGCCAAAGAUAAAUGUGUUAACGUGAUGAUAACAGGCCUGUGCUGUCUACUGUUACUCCUGAUCAUCAUUGCCAUCCUGCUUGGUUACUACUUUUCUUCCUCUUGUGUCCAUGGGCUGCAGUGUGGAGAUGGCAGUUGCGUGUGGGAGUCCCAGUGGUGUGAUGGGGUGGUAGACUGUCGGGGGGGGCAGGACGAAGCUGACUGUGUGCGGGUGCAUGGGUCAGAUUUCCUCCUUCAGAUCUACAGCCCUCAGAGUAAGAGCUGGAGGACGGUGUGUGCUCACGGCUGGACAGACCUGCAGGGCAAGGCCAGCUGCCAGCAGAUGGGAUUCAGCAAGAACACGUAUUAUAAAUCAGAACAGCAGAUGUCAAACAGUAGUGAUGGAUUUCUGGUUGUUAAGGCUGAUAUUAAACCUGACACUUUCAUUGUAAAACAGCUUAUUCAUAGUGAAACCUGUUCCAACAACAGUGUGGUGACCUUGCACUGUACAGACUGUGGCAUUGGUCUGAACUCCAGUAGCAGCAGACAGCAGGCGGCACCCAGCUCAUGGCCCUGGCAGGUCAGUUUGCAGAUAGAAGGUACACACCGCUGUGGAGGAGCACUCUUCUCCCCCUACUGGAUACUCACAGCAGCACACUGUGUGAUCAGGCUGCCUUCCCCGCAGAGCUGGCAGGUGUAUGCUGGAAUAGUGGGAGACUUAGAGACUCUGUUCAACCCAGUACACAGCGUGAGCGCCAUCCUCCCCCACCAGGACUAUGAUCCAGUCAUACAACAAAAUGACAUCGCUCUCGUGAAGCUGGCUAAUCCUCUGGAUGUGACAGGUUCCAACAAUAUUCGACCAAUAUGCCUCCCCACUGUGGGCUUAAAUAUUGCAGAUUCACAGUCAUUCUGGAUAACGAAAUUUGGUUACAACUUAAAUGGAGAUGUACUGAGCCUAUUAGAAGCCCAGGUGUCACUUGUGGACAGUGCAGAGUGCUCCUUUGAUUACAACAGCCGAGUGACAAAGCACAUGAUGUGUACCAGUGAGAAGGACACGGCCAUAGACCGCUGCCUGACUGACAGCGGUGGGCCCCUCAUGUCCUUGUUGGAUGGCAGAUGGUGGCUGCUAGGAGACAAUCUUUGGGGUAGACACUGCACUGAAGACUAUAAACCAGAUGUUUAUGCCAACGUCACCUUCUACUUGGACUGGAUCUACUCUAAGAUGAAGAAACAUCAAAAUGACUAAUUCAAGUAAAGAACUAAACUAAAUACAGUGUUGAAAAUGAAACUUAUUUAUUCAAAUGUAUAUUGAAAUGUAUAUUGAA